AGUCUCUACCGGUUAUUGGCUUAUCAUAGAGAAGGUCAUUUACUCCAGUGUAUCACGUUAUUUUGUGUUGGUGUCAGAUUGGGUAUAAGUUGGCUUGAAAAGCUCCUAUUUGAAUAUGUCAAGACUGUUUUUGCUAGGAUCCAACUCUAUAAAGAGUUUGGGCUCAACUCUUCGAAUUACAAGGAAUUUGUCAACUAUACACGGCAAUAUAAAUGCCCUUGCACCCAAAGUUCGUCAAUGGGUUGAAGAGAAUGCGAAACUAUGUUCCCCAGAAAAUAUUCAUAUUUGUGAUGGAUCUGAAAAAGAGAAUAAAAAUUUACUGAAUCUUCUUCAAUCCAAUGGUCAAAUCAAGCCACUCCCGAAAUACAAAAAUUGUUGGCUAACAUUGACUGAUCCAGCUGAUGUUGCCAGAGUUGAAAGUAAAACUGUCAUUGCAACACCAAACAAACAGGAUACAGUCCCAAUAACUAAACCAGGAGUAGAAGGAAAGUUAGGUAAAUGGAUUGCUCCAGCAGAUUUGGAUAAUGAAUUAAACCAAAGAUUUCCAGGAUGUAUGAAAGGGCGUACUAUGUAUGUUAUACCAUUUAGCAUGGGCCCAGUAGGAUCGCCUCUUUCUAAAAUUGGCGUUCAAGUAACAGAUUCUGCAUACGUUGUUGCAAGUAUGAGGAUUAUGACAAGAAUGGGACAAAAUGUAUUAGACACAUUAGGUAAUGAAGAUUUCAUCAAAUGUCUUCACUCCAUUGGUCAACCCCUUCCAAUGGAAAAACCCUCCAAAAAUAACUGGCCUUGCAGUCCAACCAAAACAAUAAUAUCUCAUAUACCAGCUGAAAAUAAAAUUGCAUCUUUCGGGAGCGGUUAUGGUGGAAACUCUCUUCUAGGAAAGAAAUGCUUUUCCUUGAGAUUGGGUUCAAUUAUAGCAAAGAACGAAGGCUGGUUGGCUGAACACAUGUUGAUCCUUGGUAUCACAAAUCCACAGGGAGAGAAGAGAUAUAUUGCUGCUGCUUUCCCAUCUGCCUGCGGAAAAACCAACCUGGCUAUGAUGGUACCUUCCCUGCCAGGAUACAAAAUUGAAUGUGUUGGAGAUGAUAUUGCUUGGAUGAGAUUCGAUUCUGAAGGUCGUCUUAGAGCUAUCAAUCCAGAAGCCGGUUUCUUUGGAGUUGCACCAGGAACGUCGAAAAAGACAAACCCUAAUGCUAUGGAAACUAUCCAAUCCAAUACUAUCUUUACCAAUGUUGCUGAAACAUCUGACGGAGGAUUUUAUUGGGAAGGACUUGAGGAUGACAUAGAUAUUAGUAAACUACAAAUUACAUCUUGGAAGGGUCAAGAAAAUUGGACUCCUGGUAAGGAACCAGCCGCUCAUCCAAAUUCUAGAUUUUGCACCCCAGCAUCUCAGUGUCCCAUGAUUGAUCCAUUGUGGGAAUCUCCAGAAGGUGUACCAAUAGAUGCUAUUCUUUUUGGAGGCAGACGUCCUGCUGGAGUUCCUCUUGUUUAUGAAGCAUUUAACUGGCAACACGGUGUAUUCAUAGGAGCUACUAUGAGAUCAGAAGCCACUGCAGCUGCAGAACAUACCGCUAAGCAAAUCAUGAAUGAUCCAUUUGCAAUGCGUCCAUUCUUUGGUUAUAAUUUUGGUCACUAUUUAGACCAUUGGUUAAGUUUUGGGUCAAAAGGCAACUUGAAACUACCCAAAAUUUUCCAUGUUAAUUGGUUUAGAAAAAAUAAUGCAGGAAAAUUCAUUUGGCCUGGAUUUGGAGAAAACAGUAGAGUUUUGGACUGGAUUGUCCGAAGAUGUGAGGGAGAGUCCAUCGCUAAGGAGUCAGCUAUUGGUUAUUUACCUGCAGAAGGAAGCUUGAACAUUGACGGCUUGAAAAACGUUGACAUGAAGGAGCUAUUCCACCUUCCAAAAGAAUUCUGGGAAAAAGAAAUUGUAGAAUUAAGGGAGUAUCUUACUUCCCAAGUCGGUGAUGAUUUACCUGAUGCUGUUUUAGGCGAAUUAAAUGCUCUUGAGAAAAGAGUAAAGGACAUGGAACUCGUAAAAUAA
This is a messenger RNA of Dimorphilus gyrociliatus, 2038 nucleotides long. The record is from the annotation of a GenBank genome assembly. NCBI's taxonomy places the organism in Eukaryota, Metazoa, Annelida, Polychaeta, Dinophilidae.